Hyaloperonospora brassicae is the source of this 2940-nucleotide messenger RNA. The record is from the annotation of a GenBank genome assembly. Lineage: Eukaryota; Oomycota; Peronosporomycetes; Peronosporales; Peronosporaceae.
AUGGGCAGCCCCAACAGCAAGGACAGUGGCGGUAAAAAAACGGCUAGACCAAGCGGCGAUGGCAGCUUCGACUCCACCACCAGCCAAAAGGUGUUCGACUCUGAUGAGGGCGGAGAGCUCGCGCGCACAGACCUGAUUGAGGACCACUACGCUACUGCAAAAGAUGGUGAAACACUAAACGAAAAAGAAGAAAAGAAGACCGCGGAGCGCACGAGCGUUCAGACGAAGGAAUACCGCUCUGAGGGGGCGGACGGCAGCAUCGUCACUACAACGGUACGCACCGCGACGACGACAACGCACUCGUACUCGGAUGACUUGGUGGCAACUAUUGAGGCGCAGACCACGACGGAAAUGGAAGCGAAGGAUGGCUUCAAGAGCACUUCGGUCGUUACGGAGACUGGAACUGAAUCGAUGGCAAGCCAAGUCGACAACAUCAUGGACGAAAAGAGUUCUUGUGACAGCGUCGUUGUUGCGCAGACGUGCCGAACGACUGCGAAAGACGAAAGCACCAAGAACUGUACAGAACGUACUGCUACGAGUAAGAAUUCGGUCGCUAACGAUGCCAUAACAACGGCCAGCGAGAAGUCAGUACUAGAAGCUGUGACGGAAGUUGGCGCUGUGACGUCUGACGUGUCAACCGAAACUCAAACGCAUGCUGGAGAGAGUAAGUCGCGUGACGCCAUUAGCGCAGGGACCGACCGAAAAUCGUCGUUGUUUUUGGAACGCCAAACAACUCCUGGAGAUUUGGUCAAAACUGAUGACGUGGACUGUCGCUCAAUUGGGGAUAAGCAAAAGCGAGGAUACCAGAAGCAGUGGCAUCCGAAGUUUAUCUCGUAUAUGGAUCACCGGAAGAAGCGUAUAGAAGCGCUAGCACCGGCGGAUUUAGUCGAGUAUGCGCGCCAGUUUUGUGCUGAGAACUUUGAUGAAUUCCGUCCGAACCUGUUUGACUGCGGGUCGAUGGAGGCUAACAAAGAAUGCUGGAAAAAGGUGGCGCAGCUUGCUGUCUACUACCCGAUCGUGGCUGUACAAACGCUAGUGCAGGACCUAGGUGACAAGAACGUGUUGAUUGUGGACGAACUUUCGCAAGACUUUGACCAUGGAAGUCGUAUUCAUACGCAGGUAGCUGUGAAAAUGCUUCAGCGCCUGAAACCGGAAGCUUGUGAGUUUUGUGAUGACCUUAUUGUUCUGAGAAACGGAGAAGUGGUGUAUCGAGGUACUGGUGGUGAAAUUGUGGACUACUUCAACGGUUUGGUGCAUGCGUGGGAUUUGAGUCAGCCAAAAGCUCAAGAUUCGCUAAACCUGGCUGCGACACCUAAGACCUGCAACCUCUCCACUAACUCCACCGAAUUUAAGCUAAGUAAGGGCUCCCGACCCUUUGCCUACAAUUUAGCUACGCUGAUGAAAUUCGCAGAUGACGCCGCUCUACGCACAAGUAGCAACGCAACAAUCAUUCGCCACACAUUGCAGAACAACCCCGAGGAUCCACGCGCCAUUUUACCAAUAACGGAGACUAUACCUCUACGUUUGCCAACAAAAGACGGCCACUCCGACCAUAAUCUGCAGCCUAUAAUGGUACCAGGUAAGUCGGUGAAGACGGAGGUGUUCCGCUCGGAGAGACCGGACGGCAGCAUCGUGACCAAGACGGUCCGCACCACGACUUGGACCAAGAAGUGUACGAAUGGCGAUCUCGUGACGACGACUGAGGUGGAAACGACGACUGAAACGGAAUCCCCGGACGGCACGACAAGCACUACGGUGGCGAUGGAGACCUGCGAUGAGACGGAGACGGAGGAGAGCAGCGAGUCGGUGAAGACGGAGGUGUUCCGCUCGGAGAGACCGGACGGCAGCAUCGUGACCAAGACGGUCCGCACCACGACUUGGACCAAGAAGUGUACGAAUGGCGAUCUCGUGACGACGACUGAGGUGGAAACGACGACUGAAACGGAAUCCCCGGACGGCACGACAAGCACUACGGUGGCGAUGGAGACCUGCGAUGAGACGGAGACGGAGGAGAGCAGUCUUCCAACGACGCCCGCCACGGAUGGUCCUGCUGUGAGUGUGACGGAGCAAGCUAGCACGGUGCCAAGCGAGUCGGUGAAGACGGAGGUGUUCCGCUCGGAGAGACCGGACGGCAGCAUCGUGACCAAGACGGUCCGCACCACGACUUGGACCAAGAAGUGUACGAAUGGCGAUCUCAUGACGACGACUGAGGUGGAAACGACGACUGAAACGGAAUCCCCGGACGGCACGACAAGCACUACGGUGGCGAUGGAGACCUGCGAAGAGACGGAGACGGAGGAGAGCAGUCUCCCGACGACGCCCGCUACGGAUGGUCCUGCUGUGAGUGUGACGGAGCAAGCUGGCACGGUGCCAGGCGAGUCGGUGAAGACGGAGGUGUUCCGCUCGGAGAGACCGGACGGCAGCAUCGUGACCAAGACGGUCCGCACCACGACUUGGACCAAGAAGUGUACGAAUGGCGAUCUCGUGACGACGACUGAGGUGGAAACGACGACUGAAACGGAAUCCCCGGACGGCACGACAAGCACUACGGUGGCGAUGGAGACCUGCGAUGAGACGGAGACGGAGGAGAGCAGUCUCCCGACGACGCCCGCUACGGAUGGUCCUGCUGUGAGUGUGACGGAGCAAGCUGGCACGGUGCCAGGCGAGUCGGUGAAGACGGAGGUGUUCCGCUCGGAGAGACCGGACGGCAGCAUCGUGACCAAGACGGUCCGCACCACGACUUGGACCAAGAAGUGUACGAAUGGCGAUCUCGUGACGACGACUGAGGUGGAAACGACGACUGAAACGGAAUCCCCGGACGGCACGACAAGCACUACGGUGGCGAUGGAGACCUGCGAUGAGACGGAGACGGAGGAGAGCAGUCAUCCUGACGACGCCCGCUACGGAUGGUCCUGCUGUGAGUGUGACGGAGCAAGCUAG